Messenger RNA from Spinacia oleracea (spinach), 1687 nucleotides. RefSeq lists its product as uncharacterized. Lineage: Eukaryota; Viridiplantae; Streptophyta; Magnoliopsida; Caryophyllales; Amaranthaceae. Bases 6 to 1103 code for a protein of 365 amino acids. The transcript is spliced from 3 exons. The record is from RefSeq and is a predicted model, not a curated record.
AGGCUAUGGUUUUAGCUUCGGCUGGCAGUAAAAUAGAAAUACCAAAUGAAAAUCCCCCAUCUUUUCAGGAAAUUGAAGUUCAAAAUCCUUCCAAUGUGCCUAAGAAUAAGCAAGUAAGUGUAGUAGAUUUGAUAAUAUCUGGAAAAAGUGAGCACAAUUCUGUAGAGGAAGGCAGGGAAUUUGAGGUGUGUAAGAGCAAGUUGGACACGGAUGAAGCAAGCAAGAAUUUACAGAAUGACUCAUUAGCUGAAGCAGCCAAUCAAAGUACAUACAUCAAGCCAUUCAACAAUUCAGCUGAUGCCGGUUUAAUAGUCAGUAUUGAUGAAGAUAGGGAGGAAGACGAACAUUGGUUCACCAGAAAUUCAGACUAUCAUAGACAACCGGACAGGUCAUAUAAUAUGAUGAUCCCCGGCCAUCACACUGUCUCCAUAUGUACGAACCUUGUACAAUUCAUCUCGUACUUCUUCAUAUAUUAUCCACACCACCAAAGAAACCCUCGGGAGUCUAGGGAUACGGAUGGCCUAACUUCAUUUGCUGAGGAGGGGUUAGGCCCAUGUAUCCAAUCCCAACCGUCACAUGAAUGUGGUUAUCUCGGGCACCCUUCAUUGUCAGGAGGAAAUUCGAAGGAGGAUGAUGCGUCAGAGAAGGUGUCACAACUUCAGAAAAGUCCUGCUUUAUCAUUGAUUGAUGAUGGUGGGCAGAGCUCAUGCUGUGCAAAGCUAUUGUUCGAUGCUGAUGAGAGUCCUAACACACUGUUGGCUAAGGAAGUCCCAGAGGCUACUCAGGCUAAUAAAUGUGCAGUAGUGGAGAUGGAGACAAUGAGCGGAAGUGGUGGAGAUAAAAUGCCAUCUCAAAUCCAUAUGAAUUAUGAAGUGACAGAUGCAGCAUCACAUGAUUUAGAUGGGAGGAUAAAGCAUAAUAUCAAGAAAGCUCCUGCGUAUUUAGCUUCAUCGGGGAAUGGUUCACUUGAUAAUCCUGUGAUUAUCGAUGAUGAAAAGGAAAAUUUCAAAUUUGACCCUUUUGAAGUGUUUGGUACUGAACUUGACUGUAGGAUAAAAAAGCUUGAGUGUGUUGUUUUCACUUUUCAGGAUGCGAACAAUUAAGUUAAGUUCCAAAGCAAGUUAAAGGUAGGAUUUUGCGGUAUAUCCAAGUGUUUGGUGUUAAGCUUUUGGGAAUCAACUGACCUGUGACCAAAGUAAGGACGGUAAGUGUGGUGAGGUUCUUCAAGAAUUUCUAACCUGACUUUUAACUUUUCGUAUUUCAAUUCAAAAUCUCAUAAAUUAUUUCCUUAACUAUGAGGUGAUCAACAUUGCAGGUAUAAAAAAAUAGUAUAUGAUGUUAAGAAAUACUGUACUAAGCAAGAUCAAUGUGGUCAUAGAAGGUGAAAGCACAAUUUUCUUAUGCUGUAAGAUGUAUUUUUACUUGAGGUGUGAAACCUCAUCUAUAGUUUUGAUGUUCUGUUGAGCAAUUACAAAUGAAACUGAUAACAAGUACUGAUGUCAUUCUUAAUGCUUGGUUUUCCACUUUAACGCAAUUGAAGUGGAGUAGUAUUCAUGAUAUACACUGAUAACUGAUAACAAGUACUGAUGUCAUUAUUGCUGCAGUAUGUAAGCAGCAUCUGCAUCAGUGUAAUGAUAUACAUCUGCUUUAUGCACAAAUCACUGUGAUCAAUAACCUACAAGGACUA